UACCUUCAGCAGAGUUGAAAAAAAAAAACUGAAUCCCUUUCUUCUCCAAUCCCUCGCCCUCGCCCUCGCCCUCGCCCUCGCCUCGCCUUAGCCCUAGCUCUCGCCCUCGCCUCGCCCUAGCCCUCGCCUCGCCCUAGCCCUGUACGUUGCUCGAUCCCAAGCAAGGUAAAGGACUUGAUCUUGAUUUGCAUACUGAAUCUGUGUCGGUGAAAGAUGGCAGAGGUGAAUGGAAACAACAUGGAAGAAGAGGUGGUACUGGUAGCAGGGAAUAAUAGUAAUAAUAAUAAAAAAUAUGAUUUUAUUGAUCCUUAUGAUCCUUAUUGGGAUGGGAAACCUUACCCAACACCAAAAUCCAAGCCCGUAGACCCCUACCCAGACCCAGAUGAGCCAGAAGAUUUUGAAGAAGAUGUGUUAAUUGUUGUAAACCAACUGAAACUCACUGAUGGUUUUCAUGUUGAUUACCUUCCUAAAGGCAGAAGGCAGUGGCUUGCGUUUAACGUGCGCUCUGCUGAUGAUGAAGGGGGUUGGAAAGCAUCUCGUGCAGCAGUUGCUGAAUUUAACAGGCUCAAGGGUGCUGAUUUGAAGCUUAGCAAGGUUCUGAGUGUGUUAUCUAGGAUGGCUGCAGGAGUGCAUUACGAUUUGACGUUGCAAUGUACUGAUGGUUGCUUCUAUGAAGCUAGGAUCUUCAUGGGAAUUGGCGAUGCUAUCGAGUUAAUAACAUUUAGGCCUGCAAAACAUUGGCCAAGGCCAACAAUGAGGUAAGAAUUUAGUAGAUAAGAAGAUUGUGAAGAGGAGGAACUAGCCAAUUAGGUGGUGCUGAAACCUCAUGAACAUAGAUGGUACCAAUGAACUAGGAAGAUCGAGAAGACUUGGGGAAGAAAAUACCUUUUUUCAUUUUAUGCAAAUGGUUGCUUUUGUUAAUAAUUUUGAUUGAUUGGUUCUUUCUUAAAAAAAUUAUUAGUAUUUUAGAA
This is a messenger RNA of Humulus lupulus (European hop), 971 nucleotides long. RefSeq lists its product as uncharacterized. The record is from RefSeq and is a predicted model, not a curated record. The coding region runs from base 214 to 762 and encodes 182 amino acids. Lineage: Eukaryota; Viridiplantae; Streptophyta; Magnoliopsida; Rosales; Cannabaceae. The transcript has 5 exons.